AUGUGCUUCGAAGAGUUCGCCCACUGCAGAAUCUGCGGCUACACAGUCCAGCAGAAAGAAUUCUGCCCCGACUACCGCCUCGAAUGGGUCAAGGUCUUGAUAGGCCAAUCCAACAAGACACCGAAGCAGAUUGGAGACGAAUGCGGGAGAUACGGAAAUACCAUCCACUUCUUCCCUGCUGCGAAGUGCCCCAGAUGCGCUUGGAAUCCGCCCCGUCCAGACCAAGUCGUCGACCACUGGGCCUGGGCUUAUCACACGAAUGUCGGGAAAUUCCCCGCAGAAAAACUUCCUAAGAAGUUUAACAUAGUUGAGGGCGAAAUAUGCUCUUGUGGGUGUUAUCAGGAUUUACGGAAAGGGAAGGAGGCGAGCGCCAAGGAGCCUCAUUAUCCUCCUCAUUGGAAAUGA
Messenger RNA from Trichoderma harzianum CBS 226.95, 405 nucleotides. RefSeq lists its product as hypothetical. Lineage: Eukaryota; Fungi; Ascomycota; Sordariomycetes; Hypocreales; Hypocreaceae. The record is from RefSeq and is a predicted model, not a curated record. The coding region runs from base 1 to 405 and encodes 134 amino acids. The transcript has a single exon.